AUGCAAGCGCUUUAUGGUUUAAGUUUUAUCGUUUAUUUUACUGUUGUGAUAUCCGAUUGGGUAUAUCUGUAUUUUUUACUUCGCGGCUAUAUUGCAACAUUCCCGCUACGAACCUGGACGGCAGUAGCAUUUGUAUCAUCGGUGGUGGUAGCGACAAUGCUUGUCUGCCUUCUUAUUGUGCUUUGCAUCGAAAAUGCUUUUGCACAUCCUAACGAAGUGACGGAGUUUAGCGCCGGAUGUGCGGUGAUUAACGAAAGCUUUACUCAGUGGCUUCAAGCUUUCAACAACUUUCGGAUCUCAUUUUUAUUUAUGGUCUUUCGUGAUCUUCCAAUUACAAUACUAAAUUUUUUUUACAUCUCGCCGUGUCGAUGCGCUGGCCCUCAGGUAAAACAUUGGCCUAUAGCCCUGAUUUGUUGUGCAACAUUGGUCAGUGUUCAUUGGCGUCUAUUACUGUUGUAUUUUGCAUACCGUAGGAUGAUAUGUCCGAUGAAAAAAUCAGAUUCUGCAACUUCUGUGUUGCCAAACAAAUCAAUGCUUGAACAGAUUAAAAGCAACUUUGACAAAAGUAAUGCUCGAUUGGAUGAAUAUGACGAAUGUUGGCCAGUCAGAUUUGCCUUCAAUUUUAUUUACAGAAAUUCAUCACAAAAAGUACACUGCAAUGGAAAUGUUAUGGGUCAGAAGGAUCGAAAAACCGCUAAGCUGAAUAUGAGAAUAAUUUUGCGCAAGGUUUGGGGUUGGACUAAGCAACUGUUUAGUGUGCUUUUAUGUAUCGUCUUUACCUUAUUGCUCUAUCUGGUCUAUGCCUUAACGCUUUGCUUUCCAUGCUGUUACCAUUACGGCAUUCAACCUGCCAGUUCAUCCAGCAGGCAUAAAUGUGCUCAGUCGUUCGUCAAAUAUUUUUCACAGAUCUUCCAUUUCACGAUGUUUGUCAUUUCAUUGGGUUCAGUGUUGUCGUUGAUAUUUUUUAAUGCUACAUUACUGUUUUCUGCUCACGCUGUUGGGAAUAAUCCAAUUCCUUAUGAAAUUAAACAGCUUUGUGUUGGGAUUAACAUAUCAUCACGGACCAUUGGUGCUCGAUUUGAAAGCAGAUCUUUGGAUGGUGAAGGAGGUCCAUCAUUUAUGUACAGGUGUAAACCAAUUUGGGAUGAUGGCGGUUUUGAGUUGGGAUUCAGGCGUCGUGAGGCCGGGCCGUGGCAAACUCGAGUGGAGCUUUCCGAACAAGAACUUCUGAUAAUUUCUACAAUGGUUUCGAUGAACUAUUCUGAUCGUGAUAGUCCUCGACAUAGUGUUUACUAUGACUUCGCGUUGCUAAAAAAGCUGGAUCCACUUUUAACCGAAAGUAUCCUAUGUUACAAGGAUAUAUUUUCAAAAUGGAAAUUUAGUGAAGAAAUAGAAAUUCCACAGUGGCCGUAUUUUGAAGCAUGUGAAAAUACGUGGACGUUACAUAAGCAGACGUUGAUCCGUUGUUUAAAAACAACUUCGGAGAAUCAGAUGUAUCUGUAA
Enterobius vermicularis (human pinworm) is the source of this 1503-nucleotide messenger RNA. NCBI's taxonomy places the organism in Eukaryota, Metazoa, Nematoda, Chromadorea, Rhabditida, Oxyuridae. The record is from the annotation of a GenBank genome assembly.